Molecule: messenger RNA, 696 nt
Organism: Penicillium chermesinum
Lineage: Eukaryota; Fungi; Ascomycota; Eurotiomycetes; Eurotiales; Aspergillaceae
Exons: 2
Coding region: 1-696 (231 amino acids)
Source: RefSeq, a predicted model, not a curated record
AUGGCCCGUCUAUCUUCUUCCUUUAUUGUGUCAUUCAUCUUCUUCAUCUAUGCGCAUGCUUUCCCCCGCGAGACCGGUGUCGCAAGCUUGACUCAGACUCAGCCAACAGCAUCAGUCACGGAGGCUGUUGCACCUGCUGUUACUGAAGAAGCUCGACUCAGAUGCUCCGAUGGCUCAACUAUCUUACACACGACAGACUGCACCAUGGGCACCCCGGUAUCCUUCUGCCAUAAGCCAGAGGCCCCGAUCAAGUGUGGCCAUGGGUACUUCCCAUCCGUAUGGCACGCCGACCACUGCAUGGAGCAGUCGACCUGCUUCCCGCUCGAUGCGGCGUGGCUGACGACGGAAUGCCAACACGGAGCAAUUCCAUAUACAACAAAUACCAUGUACGACGGGACCCUUGCAGGAGGUCUUUCGACAGUGAUCAGUGCUGUCUCGUGCUCUUGCGCGCCCGAUCAAUGGUACAGCAUGACGUGGCUGGGUGGAAGCUCCGACCUGGAGACCUUCUGCAUGCCAUACAGCUACUGUCCGCCAGGCAUGACAACAUCUAUCAGCUUCAACGCUUACUGUGCUACGGCCACAGAAGUAGCCUGUGAUGGGGUGCCAACUGAGACGCCAUUCUGCCAGUGUGCGGAUGCAAAGCAGACUCCUAUUUACCCGGAUGUGCCUGGCGCUGUAGCCAUUGGAUGCGAAUAA